CGCGUCCACGCUGCCUCCCGGGCCGGCACGGCAGCGGGCCACCGCUGCUACCCCGCCCCCUCCCCGCCUUUUCCGCCCGCCCGGCCCCCUCUCGCUGGCCGCCGCCGCUGCUCCAGAUGAGGUGAUGGCAACGGCCAACUUCGGCAAGAUCCAGAUCGGGAUUUACGUGGAAAUCAAGCGCAGCGAUGGCCGAAUACACCAAGCAAUGGUAACAUCUUUAAAUGAAGAUAAUGAAAGUGUAACUGUCGAAUGGAUAGAAAAUGGAGAUACAAAGGGCAAAGAGAUUGACUUGGAAAGCAUCUUUUCACUUAACCCGGACCUUGUACCUGAUGAAGAGAUUGAACCCAGUCCAGAAAUACCUCCACCUUCAACAUCCUCCUCCAAAGUAAACAAAAUUGUAAAGAAUCGACGGACUGUGGCAUCAUCUAUUAAGAAUGACCCUCCUCCUCCAAGAGAUAAUAGAGUGGUUGGUUCAGCACGCGCACGGCCUAGUCAGCUUCCUGAACAGUCGUCCUCUACACAACAGAAUGGUAGUGUUUCAGAUAUAUCUCCAGUUCAAGCUGCAAAAAAGGAAUUUGGACCCCCUUCACGUAGAAAGUCUAAUUGUGUGAAAGAAGUAGAAAAAUUACAAGAAAAACGAGAAAAAAGGCGAUUGCAACAGCAAGAACUUAGAGAAAAAAGAGCCCAGGAUGUUGAUGCUACAAAUCCAAAUUAUGAAAUUAUGUGUAUGAUCAGGGACUUCAGAGGAAGUUUGGAUUACAGACCAUUAACAACAGCAGACCCUAUUGACGAACAUAGGAUAUGUGUUUGUGUAAGAAAACGACCUCUCAAUAAAAAAGAAACUCAAAUGAAAGAUCUUGAUGUAAUCACAAUCCCUAGUAAAGAUGUUGUAAUGGUACAUGAACCCAAACAAAAAGUAGACUUAACAAGGUACUUAGAAAACCAGACAUUUCGUUUUGAUUAUGCCUUUGAUGACUCCGCUCCUAAUGAAAUGGUGUACAGGUUUACUGCUAGACCGCUAGUGGAAACUAUAUUUGAAAGAGGAAUGGCUACAUGCUUUGCUUACGGGCAGACUGGAAGUGGAAAAACUCACACUAUGGGUGGUGACUUUUCAGGAAAGAACCAAGAUUGUUCUAAAGGAAUUUAUGCAUUAGCAGCUCGAGAUGUCUUUUUAAUGCUGAAGAAGCCAAAUUACAAGAAACUAGAACUUCAAGUAUAUGCAACCUUUUUUGAAAUUUAUAGUGGAAAGGUGUUUGACUUGCUAAAUAGGAAAACAAAAUUAAGAGUACUAGAAGAUGGAAAACAGCAGGUGCAAGUGGUAGGACUACAGGAACGGGAAGUCAAAUGUGUGGAAGAUGUACUGAAACUCAUUGACAUAGGCAACAGUUGUAGAACAUCUGGUCAGACAUCUGCAAAUGCACAUUCAUCUCGGAGUCAUGCAGUGUUUCAGAUUAUUCUUAGAAGAAAAGGAAAACUACAUGGCAAGUUUUCUCUCAUUGAUUUGGCUGGGAAUGAAAGAGGAGCUGAUACGUCCAGUGCAGACAGACAAACUAGGCUUGAAGGUGCUGAAAUUAAUAAAAGCCUUUUAGCACUCAAGGAGUGCAUCAGAGCCUUAGGAAGAAAUAAGCCUCAUACUCCUUUUCGAGCAAGUAAACUCACUCAGGUGUUAAGAGAUUCAUUCAUAGGUGAAAAUUCCCGUACUUGCAUGAUUGCCACAAUCUCUCCAGGAAUGGCAUCCUGUGAAAAUACUCUUAAUACAUUAAGAUAUGCAAAUAGAGUAAAGGAGUUUGGAAUUAGUCCAUCAGACAUUCCCUUCUCCCAGGGUAGUGGCAGUCGCCCUGAUCUCUCUCCUUCUUAUGAUUAUGACGACUUUUCUCCUUCGAUUACCAGGGUGAAAGAAUUAACUGUUGAUCCAGCUGCCGCUGGUGAUGUCCGUUCAAUAAUGCACCAUCCACCAAGCCAGAUUGAUGACUUAGAGACCCAGUGGGGUGUGGGGAGUUCGCCUCAGAGAGAUGAUCUAAAACUUCUUUGUGAACAAAAUGAAGAAGAAGUUUCUCCACAGUUGUUUACUUUCCAUGAAGCAGUCUCACAAAUGGUAGAAAUGGAAGAACAGGUUGUAGAAGAUCACAGGGCAGUGUUCCAGGAAUCCAUUCGCUGGUUAGAAGAUGAAAAGGCUCUCUUAGAGAUGACGGAAGAAGUAGAUUAUGAUGUGGAUUCAUAUGCUACACAACUUGAAGCUAUUCUUGAGCAAAAAAUAGACAUUUUAACUGAACUACGAGAUAAAGUGAAAUCGUUUCGUGCAGCUCUACAGGAAGAAGAACAAGCCAGCAAGCAAAUAAACCCGAAGAGACCCCGAGCCCUUUAAAUUGGUAUUUGCUGCUAAAGGAUCCCAGAACCUUCAACACUGUAACAUAAAAUGGUUCAGCUGUAAGGGCCACUUGAAAGUUUAAAAUCUUAGUGUGAGGAAAAUGUCUUGUCCUUCACCUGAAUACCAUUUCAAUUCUGUGAAACACUCUUCUGUCUCCAAAAUGCUCCUAAUCCAGGAGGCACAACUAACAGUUGGGAUUAGUGAAGUAUUUUGUCUCAUUUACCCAGAUAGUGAUUUACUUUUGGAGAUCCUUACAAUUUUAUCCCUGUAUGGAGAUAUUCGACUUAAUGCAGAGGGGGAGUAGGGGAAGCCACAGCAUUUCCUUUUAACUCAGUUCAAUUUCCAUAGAGAGAUUGAGCAGUUUUGAAUACUUUGCGUGCAUGCAUACCUCAUCAGUGAUUGUACAUACCUUGUACUCCUAGAGACAGCUGUGCUCACUCAUCCUUCUCCAGGCCUUCACCAAGGCCACUGACCCUAGAUUUCUGAAGCACAGCCAAGAUAAAUUACAUUCCUUAUUUGUAACUGUAAAUUACCUUUACUGUGUGUACAUUUUUACUGUAUUGGAAACAUUUUUUUGUGUGUGACUAGCUAAUUUUGCAGGAUGUGCCAUAUCAAUUGAACGGAACUAAAGUCUGUGACAGUGGACAUAGCUGCUGGACCAUUCCAUCUUAUAUGUAAAGAAAUCUGGAAUUAUGAUUUUAAAACCAUGACAUGUGAUAAUUUUCUUAGCAUUUUCUUUGUAAAGAACUAAAAUAUAAACUAGUUGGUGUAUAAUAAAAAAUAAUGAAAUUCUGAGAAGAGUUUUAUCUUAGGAUAAUACAUAUAUAUGCAAUGUGUGUACCAGUGGUGUUAAGACUAAUAGUGCAAUUUGAUUCUUACCAAUACCAUUAUUUAAGUUGAAGUGUUCAUUGGCCCCCCAAAUUUACUUUAAUGUACUGUUAAAGGAAAUUGGCUUCUGAUGCAUGAACAUUUAUAUGUACAUUAAAAGUUAGUUUAAGCCAAGCGUAGACAGAUGUAACUCCCCUUAAAAAGGCAGGUCAUACCCACACUCCAUCUAAUCUUUGUUAUGUGUCGGUUUGCCAUUUGGUGAGAAUCAACAUAUUCUCACCUAUAGAUUGAUGGUAAGGUAAGCUACUCUUUAAAUGGCAGCCCUUACUUUUACAGCUGCUACUAUAUAAGAAAGAAAACUGGCCAUUUUUCAUGUAAAUACUGUGUUUAAAGAUUUAUAUAUCUCUCUAGGAGUUUUCCCUUGGUUUCCAGUAUAUAGUCCAGUAGUUGAACAACAAAAGAACCUCCCAAGGAUAUCUUUUGAUUAACUCUAGGGAACUGCUAACUCAUUCAUGAACCAAGGGGAAGCUAUGAAUAGAGUCCAUACAAGCCAGAGUCUGUUCAUGAAUGAGAGGGUAGCUGUGAGAAAUCCUAACACCAUGGUGAAAAGCUUUGUAAACAUGAAAUCUAAAACAAAUGUAGAUUUUUCACAAUAUGCUUAUUAAUAAAUGGAAUCUAUGAAACAAA
Molecule: messenger RNA, 3883 nt
Organism: Nannospalax galili (Upper Galilee mountains blind mole rat)
Lineage: Eukaryota; Metazoa; Chordata; Mammalia; Rodentia; Spalacidae
Gene: Kif2a
Product: kinesin family member 2A
Exons: 21
Coding region: 125-2365 (746 amino acids)
Biological process (GO): microtubule-based movement
Molecular function (GO): microtubule motor activity; microtubule binding; ATP binding
Source: RefSeq, a predicted model, not a curated record